AUGGCAUCAUCGCAUUCCCGCCCUGCUGCUACUGCUGUGCUUGAACCGGCAUCUCCGACCUUAUUGAACUCGCUCAAGACGCAGGAGAAGGAGAGAAAAGAGGAGGCACAAACACCGCAAUUACUGAAACGGAGAAAAAUAUCCCAUGAUGGAUGUAGCGUUGUUUCAAAGACGGAGACGACGAGAGCGGCCUUCGUUAGUUCUGCGUUUACGAUACGGCACCAUCAUCACACCCCGCAAUCACUGCCACUGCCGCUACCACAAGACAACAUAAAGUUGAUCCCAAUUGCCCUCCUCCCCAGAUCUCAAUUGCCAUUAUCAUGGCUCGAUCCCUGUCCGGCGUCUGCGAAACGCAUACAAUCUGGUAGAUUGUUCGUCGCGAACAUUUCGGCCCUGGAAUUGGAUUUGCAUCAUCAGCAGCAGCAGCAGCGAAGAUGCGGGCCUGUCGUUUUAGCGGCGCGGCUUGCUGUAGAGGAUGGGGAGGUUCAGGGGAAGGGAGAGGAGGAAUUGUAUGUUGUGGAGAGAGUUAAGAAGGGGGUAUAUGCCAUAUGUGCGCUGGGGAGUUGGGUACUAGAGAGAGAUUUGAUGGUUGCGGCUGCGAAAGGAGCGGGCGAGGAGGUAGUCGGUGAUGUUAAUGUCUACGGUGGUGGUCGGGGCGAGAAAGAGGGUGAUUGGUUGGAGAAGGCGACGAUUUAUGAUCCAGCUGCUGGAUUCUUUGCAUAUUCCAGGCCGCGGAAGGCUAUUAUGGAAAAUGUGGCGCUUGCAUUUGGACCGAAGCUGUGCGGGAAAAGGGGGGCACACAGUCUUAGUCUUGAGACGAGUGGGUUGAGUUCUGUUUCUGGACUUUCCAUUGCACAUGACGAACAGGUUGACCGGAGGGAUACACCUGAGGAGGCAAUUGGCGUUGGGCCGUGUGAACCUACGGAAGCGAAAGUUACUCAAUCCCCCCAGGAGCUUUUUGAUAACCUCAGAUCGCAGUAUCUGGAGGCGUUAUAUGUUUCAAAGACUUCCGUGGCAUAUUUUGCGAAGGGACCCCUUUCUCGGGCCCGGGCUAGCUUUCAAUCUUCCAAUGAAAAUUUGUCAAUGAAGCCCACACACCUGUCGAAUUUCUACAGGGAGUGCAUACUGCCUGUGAAAAAGAUGGAUCUCAAGUAUAAAGACUCUCUUCCAGAAGCGAUACAAAAUUUCCUCAUGGAAAUGUCUGAUGAUGAAAUCCCGGCAAAUACAAUGAAACAAAGGAUGCGGAAAGCCAAAAAAGCAAAACUUGGAAAGAAUGGACUGUAUCCCGAAGAAAGCGAUUUCGUUAGGAGGUGGUGGAGAAACAGAGACCUGUCUGAAACAUCCGUUCCGCAGCACACUUCUAGGCAAGAGGAAAUAAGACGACUAACCAGUGAUUUACGUUUACGAGAAACUCAAUUGCAGAUUGUCUUGAUCCUCGAGACAAUUUCAUUGGAAGCUUCAUAUAGCAGCACAACAACCCAAGUGUUACCAGCGACGACGGAGGCUCAGACUAGCCAACCCCAGAGGCGAACAAAGGAGAGAAAACAACAGGACUUAAAUACAUUACUUGAAUUGCUCGUAGAUAGGCUAUGCAUUUGGCAUGCUGUGAGCUUCAACGACACUAUACUCACAACAUCAGCUGGCGGCAAGAGUGAGUCGACCUGUAAGACAGCAGGGAAUGAUAAGCUUCGUGACUUUUGUACCGAGGUCAUCAUUCCGUUUUAUGCUGGUCGUCUUCCUGAUCAGUGUAAAACCAUCAGCCGAAAACUGGGCGGACUGAUUGCUAUUUCUCCGACUCGACCUGCGAUUUCUCGCUCAAAAUCAGGCUCAUCUGCACAGCCGGGAGCCUCGGUGAAGCGAUCCCACAACCAAAAAUCGCAACAACGCACGCUGCAACGUGUUUUGACUGAUGAAAAAAUGGCUUCAAAGAGCAGGGCACCGUCGCUCUCUCGUUCCAACACUACCCCAAGUUUAGAUGGGUUAAAGCGUGAAAACAGCGAACCACCAUUGCUAUCUUCGAUCUCAGGUGCACGUGGAGGUAUCCAGAAGCCAAAACGUGUGGAUAAUCGCGAGAUUGACCUUGACGCCGUCGCUAAGCAGCACGAAGUUAAACUAAAGCGGAUGAAUUCGCUUCUAGAGCAGAAGAAAGAACUCGACGCAGCCAUCAACGCCUUGAGAAAACCCAACAGGGAACUCGUCGCGAAAGACUUCGCCGAUACUGUAGAGAAACGAGCGUCCAUGUGUAACACAAGGAAAUCAAAGCAUCCCGUCCGAAACCCAUUGGGCCAGGGGGUACAGGUUAUGGCUACCCCUAGAGGGUCGAGGAGAAAGGAUUUUGAUACUGUUACUGGCGGCAGCUCAACACGCAUGAGCCGGGCACUGACUUUAUCGAAUGAGAAACUCGUUCCUUCAGCCGCUUUAUCUGACGAUAUUCAACUCAUCCCAUCGUCUUCGACGCGACCGAGCCAUCCCCCGAAACGUCAAUCUUUCAGCUCCAAACAUGCCCGUCACAGCUCUAUUCACGAGACGCCCACAAGAUCAUCUACACGACUCUCAUCGGGCCCGUCGAACAGCGGGAUAUUGACUGAUAAUGACUUCGAUUCGACACCGCUCCCCAGGCAAACCGGCAAUUUAUUCAAAGUCUUCAAAGUCCCCAAGCUUCCGGAAACGAGUAGGGCAUUCAUGCAGCAACAAGAAAUGUCGCCGAGUACAUUGCGGAAAACGAGAUCACAUCCCAACUUUGCCCACUGCGGUAACACCAACGACGGAACCAACAGUAAUAAUAAAAUUAAUAAUCACCUUCCCUUUAUACAUAUCAAUAACGUAACUUCCUCGAUCCAAGAAACGCCGCCCCGCGCAGGAUUUCCCUCCUACCUCCAGCCCCCAGAAACUAUUAUAUCUCCAUCUCUCUCCCGCCAUAAUGAGAUCCAAGUAAAACGCAACCAAGGUGCCAUAAUUUUCACGACACCCAUAAAGAACACAGUUGCUGCUGCUGCUGGGUUUACACCUGGAGACGACCACAGCACCCAUCCCAUGGCCAAUACUGAUAUUGUUACAGCAGACGCCACGCCAGAGAAGUCUAUAUAUGACCAGUUGGGAUGGAAUGAUGACGACGUUGACGAUGAUGAUGAUGAACUUGCAUUGCCUUAGAAAACAAAGGUAAAAAAGACAUUUUUGUGAUAGGAUUGUUUGUCUAGGUGACCUUCAUUUUUUUUAACCUGUCAAUCGUACUCUGUCAUAUUUUUUUGGUGUUCGCGAAUUUCUUUCCUUUUUCCCCCCAUCUCUCUUGACCACUAAGAACCUUUUAGAGUACACGGCCGACAUACGAACAGACGAAUGGAAUAUAUAUUUUGGUUUGGGUUUCUGUGGCUGUGGUUUACAUCGUUUUCUUGCUUUCAUUCAUUUUCUCUUCUCUUCGGUUUCUUCCUUUUUUUCUCCUUUUGGACCGAAUGAUGAUAACGUUGACAUAGAAAGUAGAUGAUGAAUGAAUGAGUUAUAUAUCUAUAU
Histoplasma capsulatum G186AR is the source of this 3507-nucleotide messenger RNA. RefSeq lists its product as uncharacterized. NCBI's taxonomy places the organism in Eukaryota, Fungi, Ascomycota, Eurotiomycetes, Onygenales, Ajellomycetaceae. The transcript is spliced from 4 exons. Gene Ontology annotation, cellular component: DNA replication preinitiation complex. Bases 1 to 3150 code for a protein of 1049 amino acids. Gene Ontology annotation, biological process: DNA replication initiation. The record is from RefSeq and is a predicted model, not a curated record.